Lasiodiplodia theobromae is the source of this 927-nucleotide messenger RNA. RefSeq names its product Cytokinesis protein cyk3. The record is from RefSeq and is a predicted model, not a curated record. The transcript has a single exon. NCBI's taxonomy places the organism in Eukaryota, Fungi, Ascomycota, Dothideomycetes, Botryosphaeriales, Botryosphaeriaceae. The coding region runs from base 1 to 927 and encodes 308 amino acids.
AUGCGAGACGCUUCCUCUGCGCCCUUAUCCAGGCGCGACGCUGUUUCCGCUCCUCUGUCAUUGCGCGAGGCCACCCCGUUGUCCCUGAGGAACGCUGUCCCCCUCUCUCUUCGGGACUCCGCUCCCCUGUCCCGUCGCGACGCAGCCUCAUCAGCACCCCUCUCCCUCCGCGACACCUCUUCCGCCCCGCUCUCGCUCCGGGACACGGCUGCUGCUGCUGCUGCUGCGGCUGCGGCGCCCCUCUCUCUGAGGGCUGCUUCUCCCGUCCCGCUCUCCCGCCGCGACGCCGCCCCAGCUCCUCCCCUCCUCGCCCGCCGCGCCGACGCCGGCCCCGCCCCCAACGCCCUCUACGUCCGCUCCGGCGUCCAAGUCUCCUCCGACCACGUCCUGCGCUACCUGCGCUCGCGCAACCUCAUCAGCUGGAUCCCGUCCGGCGCCGGCUUCCACGUCGACAUUGCGGCGCCGCUCUGGGAGCUCGGGCUCGCCGGCGCCGCGCGCCGCAAGCGCUCGUACGCGCCCAUGCCGGCGAAGCGCGCGAUUCGUCUCGUCGACGUCGACACCGCUGCUGUUGGCAGGUCUUCGGUUGCGUGCUACGCGCAGGAGGUAAGCGUGUCGGCGAAGCGCCUGCAGCAGGUGGCGGAGGAUGCUUGCAAGGCGCUUGCGGAGCCGAUGGUGGGAGACGUGGAGUUCAGGAUGUGGGAGGUCAAGGUUGAUGUGGAGGGUGAGCGGGGGGGUGCGUCGCACUUGCGUGUUGGUGUGCAGGUGCUUGGCGGUGGUGGGCUGGGUGGUGAUGUGGCGGCGUGCCGUGCGACGCUGGCUGCUGUGGGAGAGGCCUGCGGUGCUGGCAGUGGUAGUGUCGCUAGCGGCGAUGUGCUGGUUGAUGGCCGCUUCUUGCUCUCGGUGGAUCCGGUUCGCGUGCUUUACUGA